AUGCCUUCCUCACUCCCUCAGCGUUCUGCGGUAAUUAAUCGCAUCACCAAAGAGACGAAGAUUCAAGUCUCCCUGUCUCUUGACGGCGGUGCCCUCGAAUACCUUCCCAACAACGAAGAAUUUGCACCCGAAACCAUCUCAGCACCAAACACGCCAAUACCGUACCAGGACGAAACCCACCACGCCUCUCAAACAUCAGAUAAACAAGAGAUAUGGAUAUGGACAGGCGUUGGGUUCUUAGAUCACAUGCUGCAUGCGUGGGCGAAGCAUGCAGGCUGGAGCUUGCGGGUGCGAUGUAAAGGGGAUCUAGCAAUUGAUUCCCACCACACGUCUGAAGACACUUUCAUUGCGCUCGGCUCUGCGUUUUCCCAGGCCCUCGGAUCGCGAACGGGUUUACAGCGCUUUGGCCACUGCUACGCUCCCCUGGACGAGUCCCUCUCGCGGGCGGUCCUCGACAUUUCAUCGCGCCCGUUCUUUGAAGGCGAUGUAGAGUUCAAGCAUGAUAAAAUUGGGGAAUUGCAGAGCGAUAUGAUUCACCAUGGGCUGGAUAGCUGGGCAAAAGAGGCAAGGGUGACGUUACAUGUGGAUAUCAUUAAGGGGAGGAACGAUCACCAUAGGGCGGAAAGCGCCUUCAAGGCGCUGGCGGGGGCCUGUGCGAUGGCUUGUCGGAGAGUUGAGGGAAAGGAGGGAGAAGUGGUCAGCACGAAGGGAGUGCUGUGA
Molecule: messenger RNA, 720 nt
Organism: Bacidia gigantensis
Lineage: Eukaryota; Fungi; Ascomycota; Lecanoromycetes; Lecanorales; Ramalinaceae
Exons: 2
Coding region: 1-720 (239 amino acids)
Biological process (GO): L-histidine biosynthetic process
Molecular function (GO): imidazoleglycerol-phosphate dehydratase activity
Source: RefSeq, a predicted model, not a curated record